AUGAGGACAGUAUUGUUUUUGGCGGCCUGCGUGGCUACAUUCCACGUGGCUCUCUCGAGCGUUGAUAAUGGCAAAAGCAUCGGCAACAAUAAUAAAGCCAGAACCGACGACGGAUACCAGCUGCGAGUGCAGAGAAGUUUAGCCCCACCUGUCUGCCCCUCUGGGGAAGUUUGGAAUACGUGCCCCACCGUCCCAUGCGAAGGGGACAACUGUGCCAAAACCAAAGACUCGCCACAAAGUUGUCCGACCGGAAUAGUGUGCAGUAAACCACGAUGUGUGUGCGGCUACAACAGAAAAAGAGCUGAAAAUGGCACUUGUAUCCCAAUACCUGACUGUCCACCGUUUAAAUGCGGUAAGAACGAAACGUACGUAGCGUGCUCAUCCAACUGCCCAGGGGAGAAAUGUAGCGACUACAUCAAUCAUACCAAAUGUCCACCAUACAAGAUCGGCAUUGUAGUAAAUUGCAAGCCGGCGUGUAAAUGCAAGAAGGGCUACUACAGGGACGAGAAAGGAAACUGCAUUCUGGCUUGUGACUGUACUCAACCCCCGCCCAAAUGCGGAAAGAACGAGGUGUACGACGAUUGCUCUUCCACAAGUUGUAAGCCGUCACUUUGUUCCGAGCUCGGUUACCCGUUGAACUGUGAUAAGAAAUGUAAGCCAGGAUGCAAGUGCAAGGAUGGCCAUGUUCGCAAUGGCAAGGAUGUUUGUAUCCCUAUAAAUACCUGUCCAUCAUGUGGUGGAGACGAAAACGCUCAGUCAGGAUGUGGCACUAACUGUGGCAAAACAUGCGCUGCGAUUGGCCAAAAACUUCCUAUAAUUUGUCCAUUGAUUUGUGAGCUCAACGGUUGCGAUUGCAGGGUUGGAUUCUAUUAUGACCCUAAUCAGAAAAAAUGCGUUAAGAAAGAGGACUGUACGCCAACCUGCAAAGCAAAUGAAGUAUAUUCCUCUUGCAUAAAUGGCGGAUGUGGCGCUAAAAACUGCAGUCAGAUAAACAAGUCAAGCAUCUGUGUAGAUCCAGCAAUUUGUAGAAAGGGAUGCAUUUGUAAGGAGGGUUACUUGAAAGCCGACAAUGGAACUUGUAUACCAAAGGACCAGUGCCCACAAAAUUGUCCCGGACAGAAUGAAUACUAUGAGCCAUGCAUCAAUGUGUGCGGAAGCCAGAAAUGCUCCGACAGAGCCAAGAUCUACCACUGCCCCAUCAUAGUGCCGGGAAAGUGUGGCUCAUCCGGGUGUCGUUGCAAGCCUGGUUACCUAAAGGAUGCUAAAGGAGUUUGCGUUCCAGAAAAGGAAUGCCCCCCACCUGACUGCCCCUCUGGGGAAGUUUGGGAUACGUGCCCCACCGUCCCAUGCGAAGGGGACAACUGUGCCAAAACCAAAGACUCGCCACAAAGUUGUCCGACCGGGAUAGUGUGCAGUAAACCACGAUGCGUGUGUGGCUACAACAGGAAAAGAGCUGAGAAUAGCACUUGUAUCCCAAUACCUGACUGUCCACCGUUUAAAUGCGGUAAGAACGAAACGUACGUAGCGUGCUCAUCCAACUGCCCAGGGGAGAAAUGUAGCGACUACAUCAACCAAACCAAAUGUCCACCAUACAGGAUCGGCACUAUAGUAAAUUGCAAGCCGGCGUGUAAAUGCAAAAAGGGCUACUACAGGGACGAGAAAGAAAACUGCAUUUUAGCUUGUGACUGUACUCAACCCCCGCCCAAAUGCGGCAAGAACGAGGUAUACGAUGAUUGCUCUUCCACGAUUUGUAAGCCGAAUCUUUGUUCCGAGCUCGGUUACCCGUUGAACUGUGAUAAGAAAUGUAAGCCAGGAUGCAAGUGCAAGGAUGGCCAUGUUCGCAACGGCAAGGAUGUUUGUAUCCCUAUAAAUACUUGUCCAUCAUGUGGUGGAGACGAAAACGCCCAGUCAGGAUGUGGCACUAACUGUGGCAAAACAUGCGCUUCGAUUGGCCGAAAAUCUCCUAUAAAUUGUCCAUUGAUUUGUAAGCUCAACGGUUGCGAUUGCAGGAAUGGAUUCUAUUAUGAUCCUAAUCAGAAAAAAUGCGUAAAGAAAGAGGACUGCACGCCAACCUGCAAAGAGAACGAAGUAUAUUCCUCUUGCAUAAAUGGCGGAUGUGGCCCGAAAAACUGCAGUCAGAUAAACAAGCCAAAAAUAUGUGUAGAUCGAGUAAUUUGUAAAAAGGGAUGCAUUUGUAAGGAGGAUUACUUGAAAGCCGACAAUGGAACUUGUAUACCAAAGGACCAGUGCCCACGUUGCGGAGGUGAUCAAAACUCGCACCCCGGCUGCGGCGUGAACUGCGGCAGGACUUGCUCCACCUACAAGCAUAAAUAUGUAGCCUGCAUUCUCGAUUGUGACGUCGACGGAUGCGACUGCAACGAGGGCUACGUUUACGACCCUAACGUCAAGAAAUGCGUUUUACCCAAACAUUGCACGCCAACAUGUGGACGUAACGAAGUGUAUUCGACAUGCACCAACGGCGGCUGCUCUCGUAGGAACUGCAGCCAACUGGGCAAGCCUGAAAUUUGCAUCAAUAGAACUCCUGAGUCCUGCAUCAAAGGAUGUGUUUGUGCCGAUGGUUACCUGCGUCAUGUCAAUGGAACUUGCGUUCUUGAAAAGCAGUGCCCUCAACCCGAAUGUGGCGGCGACAUACACGCCCACUCGGGUUGUGGCGUUAACUGCGGAAAAACAUGUAGGACUUACAAGGCCAAGAACCCAGUCUGCCCUCGGAUCUGCAAGGUCGGCGGCUGCGACUGCAACGAUGGAUACGUGUAUGACGACAACCUUGGCAGAUGCGUGUUACCUGAUAAUUGCACACCCGAAACCGAUGAUCGGUGCCCCGGACAAAACGAGUACUACGACACCUGUAUCAGUGGCUGCUCCAACCAGAGCUGCAGCGACAUCGGCAAGGUCUUCCACUGCCCGCUCCAACCGGCUGUAUGUAGAGAAGGCUGCCGGUGUAAAGCAGGCUAUUGGAGGAAUGCUGACAAUGUUUGUGUGCCGGAAAGCGAGUGUCCCCCACCUGACUGCCCCUCCGGAGAAGUUUGGAAUUCGUGCCCCACCGUCCCAUGUGAAGGGGACAACUGUGCCAAAACCAAAGACUCGCCACAAAGUUGUCCGACCGGGAUAGUGUGCAGUAAACCACGAUGCGUGUGCGGCUACAACAGGAAAAGAGCUGAGAAUGGCACUUGUAUCCCAAUACCUGACUGUCCACCGUUUAAAUGCGGUAAGAACGAAACGUACGUAGCGUGCUCAUCCAACUGCCCAGGGGAGAAAUGUAGCGACUACAUCAAUCAUACCAAAUGUCCACCAUACAGGAUCGGCAUUGUAGUAAAUUGCAAGCCGGCGUGUAAAUGCAAGAAGGGCUACUACAGGGACGAGAAAGGAAACUGCAUUCUGAAAGUAGCCACGGUUCGGCAGCACACGCUACCCAAAACAAGAAUGUGGAAGGUGCUGCUACUCUUGGCCUGUGUGGCUGGUCCCGCUGUCGUCUUUUGCGAUGGUUGCGGAGGUGAUCCAAACUCGCACCCCGGCUGCGGCGUGAACUGCGGCAGGACUUGCUCCACCUACAAGACUAAAUAUGUAGCCUGCAUUCUCGAAUGUGACGUCGACGGAUGCGACUGCAACGAUGGCUACGUUUACGACCCUAACGUCAAGAAAUGCGUUUUACCCAAAGAUUGCACGCCAACAUGUGGACUUCACGAAGUGUAUUCGACAUGCACCAACGGCGGCUGCUCUCGUAGGAACUGCAGCCAACUGGGCAAGCCUCAAAUUUGCAUUGAUAGAACUCCUGAGUCCUGCACCAAAGGAUGCGUUUGUGCCGAUGGUUACCUGCGUAAUGCCAAUGGAACUUGCGUUCUUGAAAACCAGUGCCCUCAAUCCGGAUGCGGCGGUGAUCCAAAUGCACAGCCCGGUUGUGGUAUAAACUGCGGACAGAGGUGCUCUGACUACAAGGCAAAAAAUAAAGAACUUAUCUGCGCGCGCUACGCAUGCACACCUGACAAAUGCGACUGCAAGGACGGUUUUGUAUUCGACAACAACGUUAAGAAAUGCGUCGUGCCAGAGCAAUGCACGCCAACAUGUGGACAUAACGAAGUGUUUUCAACAUGCACCAACGGCGGCUGCUCUCGUAGGAACUGCAGCCAACUGGGCAAGCCUGAAGUCUGCAUCAAGACGACUCCCGAAUCCUGCACCAAAGGAUGCGUUUGCGCCGAUGGCUACCUGCGUAAUGCAAAUGGAACUUGCGUUCUGGAAAACCAGUGUCCUCAAACCGGAUGCGGUGGUGAUCCAAACGCACAGCCCGGUUGUGGUAUAAACUGCGGACAGAAGUGCUCUGACUACAAAAUCCAGGAUAAACAACUUCUCUGCCCGCGCAUAGAGUGUAAACCUGACAAAUGCGACUGCAAGGACGGUUUUGUGUUUGACGACAAUCUUAAGAAAUGCGUCGUGCCAGAGCAAUGCACGCCAACAUGUGGACUUCACGAAGUGUAUUCGACAUGCACCAACGGCGGCUGCUCUCGUAGGAACUGCAGCCAACUGGGCAAGCCUCAAGUCUGCAUCAAGAUGACUCCCGAGUCCUGCACCAAAGGAUGCGUUUGCGCCGAUGGCUACUUGCGUAAUGCAAAUGGAACUUGCGUUCUUGAAAACCAGUGUCCUCAAACCGGGUGCGGUGGUGAUCCAAACGCAAAGCCCGGUUGUGGUAUAAACUGCGGACAGAAGUGCUCUGACUACAAAAUCAAGGAUAAACAACUUCUCUGCCCGCGCAUAGAGUGUAAACCUGACAAAUGCGACUGCAAGGACGGUUUUGUAUUUGACGACAAUCUUAAGAAAUGCGUCGUGCCAGAGCAAUGCACGCCAACAUGUGGACUAAGCGAAGUGUAUUCGACAUGUACCAACGGCGGCUGCUCUCGUCGGAACUGCAGCCAACUGGGCAAGCCUCAAGUCUGCAUCGAGAGGACUCCCGAGUCCUGCACCAAAGGAUGCGUUUGCGCGGAUGGCUACCUGCGUAAUGCAAAUGGUGUUUGCGUUCUUGAAAAUCAGUGUCCUCAACCCGGAUGCGGUGGUGAUCCAAACGCACAGCCCGGUUGUGGUAUAAACUGCGGACAGAAGUGCUCUGACUACAAAAUCCAGGAUAAACAACUUCUCUGCCCGCGCAUAGAGUGUAAACCUGACAAAUGCGACUGCAAGGACGGUUUUGUAUUUGACGAAAAUCUUAAGAAAUGCGUCGUGCCAGAGCAAUGCACGCCAACAUGUGGACUUAGCGAAGUGUAUUCGACAUGCACCAACGGCGGCUGCUCUCGUAGGAACUGCAGCCAACUGGGCAAGCCUCAAGUCUGCAUCGACAGGACUCCCGAGUCCUGCACCAAAGGAUGCGUUUGCGCCGAUGGCUACCUACGUAAUACAAAUGGUGUUUGUGUUCUUGAAAACCAGUGUCCUCAAACCGGAUGCGGCGGUGAUCCAAACGCAAAGCCCGGUUGUGGUAUAAACUGCGGACGGAGGUGCUCUGACUACAAGGUCAAGAAUAAACAACUUCACUGCCCGCGCUACGCAUGCAAACCUGACAAAUGCGACUGCAAGGACGGUUUUGUAUUUGACGACAAUCUUAAGAAAUGCGUCGUGCCAGAGCAAUGCACACCAGAAACCGAUGAUCGGUGCCCCGGACAAAACGAGUAUUACGACACCUGCAUCAGUGGCUGCUCCAACCAGAGCUGUAACGACAUCGGCAAGGUCUUCCACUGCCCGAUCCAACCGGCUGUAUGUAGAGAAGGCUGCCGGUGUAAAGCAGGCUAUUGGAGGAAUGCUGACGAUGUCUGUGUGACGGAAAGCGAGUGUCACUUAUGGCCUACUACGAUGCCACUGUGCGCGGACGGCGCGCCUACAGCCGCGGCCGCGGCCGAGCCCAGCAGCAGCAGGGCGCACACCGCGCGCGGAGGUAGCGGUCGGCACGAUUUCGUCGGUGAUGAUUCGGACGACGACGCGAAGCCAACUACUACUGCAAAGCCAACCUCCGGUUCUAGUGGCAGCGAUGCCGUAGCUAGCCUACAAACUGGUGUCACUAACUUCAAUGGCGAAUUCCUUUAUGAACGAUUGAUAGCUGAGCCGGGAACGAAUCUUAUUACGUCGCCGUAUUCGGUGUUUACUCCGCUAGUCCAACUGUUUUUGUACACCACCGGAGACGCCCUUAAACAACUUAGUACAGUACUCAAUGUUUCCACCAAAGAACAGAUCCGUUCUGCAUUCCCCGAGUUUGUCUCCUCCUUUGAAGGCCAAACCAGUGUGAACUUCUCCUCAGCCGCCAAAGUAUACUCUGAUCAAAAAUAUCCAUUGAGUGACGGCUUUAAGAAAGACUCUGUCGACGUUGUACACGCCGAUGCCCAAGAACUUGACUUUAGUAAGAAUACUGAAGCUGCGAAUACUAUCAAUUCUUGGGUUGAAAGCCAAACGAACAAUCGUAUCCAUGAUUUGAUUCAGCCUUCUGAUCUAUCAGAUUUAACGCGACUGGUGUUGGUCAAUGCUAUUUAUUUCAAGGGUGAAUGGCAUUACGCAUUCAACAAAGACAAGACCAUCAAGGACGCAGAUUUCUACUUGAGCGACGGAACGACUAAAAAGACCAAACUGAUGUACCAGGAGGGACAGUUCAACUACGGAGAAGUUCCUGAACUCAACUGCACGGUCCUUCAAAUGUUCUACAAAGGCGAUAAUUUCAGCAUGGUCGUAGUCUUGCCAAAUGAGAAAGAUGGCCUUUUAGAAGUCGCUAAAAACCUGCAGCUCAAAGCAGACUUCGAUAAAGUGACAGAAAGCUUGACCCGCCAGAAAGUUAAGGUGUACCUGCCCCCAUUCACAAUUGAAACGACAACCGAUCUUUCUGUUAUUCUUAAACAGUUGGGCGUUACCAAAAUAUUUGACACUGAGGACUCCGGACUGUCAGGAUUAUUGAAGACUUCUGAGAACACAUAUGUGUCUAAGGCCGUCCAGAAGGCGUUCAUUGAAGUUAAUGAGGAAGGAUCCGAAGCUGCUGCUGCUAAUGCCAUGCUAGUCGCAACGACAACGGCGAUCAUCGAUCCAAUCCCACCCAAAGAAAUUACGUUCAGAUGUGAUCGUAGUUUCUUAUACUACAUUGUCUGUAACGGAAACGUCCUCUUCGCUGGAUCGGUCGUAGACAUCAACUAGUGGUUAUUUAAACGUCUCUUGACACAUCCCAGUAUGGAGAAAUAUAAGACGUGUCCCUUUCAAAGUAAUAAAGUGCAU
Molecule: messenger RNA, 7248 nt
Organism: Cydia strobilella
Lineage: Eukaryota; Metazoa; Arthropoda; Insecta; Lepidoptera; Tortricidae
Product: zonadhesin-like
Exons: 42
Coding region: 1-7170 (2389 amino acids)
Source: RefSeq, a predicted model, not a curated record